AUAAACGAACACUAUAUAACGGCGGAGUCGUUUUCCGCAUCGAAGGUACGAUUAGUGUUUUUCAAGGCGUGCAAUCACAAAAAUGGCACCGCAAAUUAAAUAUACUAAGUUGUUCAUCGACAACCAGUGGGUGGACGCCGUCAGUGGCAAAACCUUCGACACCUACAACCCACAUGACGGCUCCGUUAUUGCUAAAGUGGCUGAGGGUGAUGAGGCUGACAUCAACCUAGCCGUGGCGGCGGCAAAGCGUGCCUUCCACCGAAACUCUGAAUGGAGGCUGCUAGACGCGGCGCAGCGAGGUGCCAUACUGUACAAGUUCGCAGAUCUGGUCCAACGCGACGCUGACUACCUCGCCGAACUAGAAUCGUAUAACAAUGGAAUGGUGUUGUCUUUCUCAAAAAACUUUACUCAAUCCGGUAUACAGUCAAUCCGCUACUUGGCCAGUUUGGCUGACAAAAUUCAAGGAGACACUAUUCCUUUAAAUGGCGAAGUAUUCUCUUACACUCUGAAGCAGCCUGUAGGCGUGUGCGGGCUAAUUUUACCAUGGAACGUGCCCAUAUUGAUGUUCAUCAAUAAAGUUGUCACUGCUCUCGCUGCUGGUUGUACGGUUGUGGUGAAGCCGGCAGAGCAGACACCGCUUACUGCGCUUGCGCUGGCCGCGCUGCUGCAGGAGGCGGGUGUACCGGCGGGCGUUGUCAAUAUUGUCAACGGUUUCGGAGUCGGCGCCGGCACCACACUUACCCACCACCGGGACGUCGCCAAGAUCUCAUUCACUGGAUCUAUGGAAGUGGGCAAGCUGAUCCAGCAAGCAGCGGGCGCCACCAACCUGAAGCGAGUGACACUCGAGCUCGGCGGCAAGAGCCCGCUCAUUAUCAUGAAUGACGCAGACUUGAAUGUCGCUAUACCUUACGCUGCAUUUGGUGUUUUCGCACAUCAAGGACAAAUAUGCGUGGCCGCGUCUCGUCUGUAUGUCCAGUCGGGCAUCUAUGAUAAAUUCGUUCAGGGAGCCGUCGCAUUCGCUAAGCAGAGGAAAGUUGGAAAUCCCACAGAGCCCACUACACAACAAGGACCACAGAUUGAUGGAGAAAUGAUGAACAAAGUGCUUGGGUAUAUUGAGAAGGGCAAGAAGGAGGGAGCUAAGCUGCUGACAGGAGGCAAGCGCAUUGGUAAUUCUGGUUUCUACAUCGAACCGACAGUCUUCGCCGAUGUGACUGAUGAUAUGACUAUCGCCAAGGAAGAGAUCUUCGGACCCGUUCAAAGUAUCCUUAAGUUCGACACACUCGAAGAGGUCAUCGACAGAGCCAAUGCCACCAACUACGGUCUUUCUGCGGGUAUCUUCACCACCAACCUAAAUACCGCUCUGCAGUACAGCAAACACGUUGAAGCAGGUGUUGUAUGGGUUAACACUUACUUAGCUAGCGGUCCUCAGGCUGUCUUCGGAGGUUUCAAGGAUUCAGGUCUCGGAAGAGAAAAUGGUCCGAACUGCGUUGAUGCUUACUUGGAAGUGAAGACUGUUACCAUAAGCCUGCCCAAGAAAAUUUAAAUUAUUACAUCUUAUAAUUAACUUUAAACAACUGCUACGUUUUGUCGGUUUUAUAUUAUUUAAAUAUUGUACAUUAUGUGUCUGGAUUAAACGGAAUUAU
Papilio machaon (common yellow swallowtail) is the source of this 1643-nucleotide messenger RNA. Its product is annotated as aldehyde dehydrogenase 1A1. The record is from RefSeq and is a predicted model, not a curated record. Gene Ontology annotation, molecular function: aldehyde dehydrogenase (NAD+) activity. NCBI's taxonomy places the organism in Eukaryota, Metazoa, Arthropoda, Insecta, Lepidoptera, Papilionidae. Bases 83 to 1543 code for a protein of 486 amino acids. The transcript has 11 exons.